Messenger RNA from Scophthalmus maximus (turbot), 3872 nucleotides. It is a transcript of the gene foxj1a, whose product is annotated as forkhead box J1a. Bases 204 to 1631 code for a protein of 475 amino acids. The record is from RefSeq and is a predicted model, not a curated record. Gene Ontology annotation, molecular function: DNA-binding transcription factor activity; sequence-specific DNA binding. The transcript is spliced from 3 exons. Lineage: Eukaryota; Metazoa; Chordata; Actinopteri; Pleuronectiformes; Scophthalmidae. Gene Ontology annotation, biological process: regulation of DNA-templated transcription.
CAGGUAUUAAACUGCUGCCCGGCCGACGGAGCCACAGACGCAGCACCGACCCCAGAGGAGGUCCAGAGGAAUCUCUCUCUCCGCAGGACCAGGACCAGGACCAGGACCAGGACCAGGACCAGGAUCAGGACCAGGACCUGAGCUCAGCAGCAGCGGACUCCAGGAGGACGAGGAAGAGGAGGAAGAGGAGCUGGGCUGAAGACAUGUUGUCUCUGAGCUGCGUCGACCCGUGGCCCGAGGGCUCGGUGGCGCUGGAGGAGGAGGUGGUGACCGCCGCCGCGCAGGCGGAGGAGCGGGACAGCGGCGGCUCCGUCUGCCUGGACGACAGCCUCACCAGCCUGCAGUGGCUGCAGGAGUUCUCCAUCCUCGGCGCCAACGGGCCGCAGCAGCAGGUGCAGGUGCACCACCACCUCCAUCACCAGCAGCAGCCGCCGCACCUGUUCGGCCGUCAGGGGUCGUCGGACGCGCCGGCCUCCCCUCUGGCCGGGGACCCCGCCUCCAUCGGGACGCCCCUGACCCCGGGGAAGCCCACGGCCGCGGCCUACAGCCGGAUGCAGUCGCUCCCCGGGAUCGUGGCCCACGGCCACUGUCCAGACGAGGUGGACUACAAGACCAACGCGCACAUCAAGCCGCCGUACUCGUACGCGACGCUCAUCUGCAUGGCGAUGCAGGCGAGCAAGAAGAGCAAGAUCACUCUGUCCUGCAUCUACAAGUGGAUCACAGACAACUUCUGCUUCUACCGGCACGCAGACCCCACCUGGCAGAACUCCAUCCGACACAAUCUGUCGCUCAACAAGUGCUUCAUCAAGGUGCCGCGGCAGAAGGACGAGCCAGGGAAGGGGGGUUUCUGGAAGAUCGACCCGCAGUACGCCGAGCGCCUCCUGAGCGGCGCCUACAAGAAGAGGCGAAUGCCUCCGGUCCAGAUCAACCCGGCCCUGCAGAACAGGCUGCGAGUCAACCUCCAGCCCCCGUCCAGGGGCCCCUGCAGCCCCGCAGGAGGUCCCAUCGGCCUGUGCAUCAAUUCAGAGUCCCAGCAGCUCCUCCGGGAGUUUGAGGAGGCAACGGGCGCCGACCAGAACUGGGACCCCCAUCUGGCCGAGGGGACCAUGCUGGGAUCCUGGCCGGUGGUCAGGGGAAGAGGUGGCGCCAAGAGGAAACAGUCGCUCAGCUCCAGAAAUGGUGCAAUCAAAGCCCCCCGGCGCUCCAGCUCCCCACUGCUGUCCGUGGACGAACAGAAGGAGAUCGGGCCCCUGAAGGGCGACUUCGACUGGGACGCCCUGCUGGACUCAGCCCUCAGCGGGGAGCUCAGUCUGGAGGAAGGAGACCCCCUGAGCCCCAUCAUGAAAGAGGAGGACUUGACAGUGCGAGGGACCCACGUGUCGCCCGUCGAAGCCCCCGCGGGGACGUCGGACUUCCACGUGCUGGUGGAGACCCAGAGGAGUAAUGACGUGUCGGACUUUGACGAGGAAACCUUCCUGGCCACGGCCUUCCUGGAGAACCCGUGGCCCGAAGAGGAGGAACAAGGCCGCAACGACUUCCUGUGCAGCUCCAGCGUCAACCUAGAGCAGCUGUUCGAUCUCGGAGACUCGCUAGGUGUCGACUCCGGCACCAGGAUCGACAGCCUCCUCUGAGGAACAGUCUCCAGGUUCCUCUUCCACACUACAAACCCUCCGAUGUGCUUCUGUGGAAUACAAGACGGUGUUUUUUUACGCUCACGCAGCCCUUUGUCCUUGUUGUUAAAGUAUUCUUCAGAAUGACAUUUUGAUGCUGACUCUCGCAGGAUGUACGAUCCCGAUGCCACAAUGUACAACAGGGAACAAACUCAACCGCGAGGAAUCACUUUUCACCAACUGCUACUUUCAGAGUAAAGGUCUGGUCACAGAUAAAAUCCAUCCCAGAAACUUUUCUCGCUGUUCGCUUCAUUUUUUACUCUCAGGAUUUUUACAUCAUUUCAUUCAAUGAUGAGUUUUAUUGAGGAACAAUUGGCUAACAAGCUUGCUAACUGUCAAUUAGCAACAUACGUGUGUUCAGAGAGCUCGCUGCAAAUUCAUCCCUGUGGCCAACUGUGAUACUACAACAAAAUAUUUUUUUGCAACUACAAACAAGGCAAAUUAUUACAUUUAUAAAUAUAAUAACAACAACAACAACAACAACUAUUAUGAUUAUUAGUGUUAUGAAUUUAAAAUCAAUGAAAGUUUUAAAUCUGUAAACAGCUGAGAAGCUUCUUAUGAGUGUGUGAUGUCAUGUGAGUGGGAGAAACACUGAUAAUAAGCACAACACAAAAAUUUUAAAAUUUAAAUUUUGGUUCAUAAUUUGGCAUUCGAAUGUUCUUCAAGUGAACAGACACCAUGUUGGAAUCUGGUAUCCAGUUUGUGUAAUACGGGCAUUUUAAUGAACGAGGAAGCACUUAGCAAGCUUGUUAGCUUGUUAGCUCGUUAGCUGUCCGCUUACAGGAAAAUAAUCUCAAAGAUUUCAUUGUAAAGACGUAUUUGUUGCAGGUUCCUGUGUUCAAUAAUAAUGCUUUUAUAAUUCUAUGUAACAUCUUUUAAACCGUGAUUAGAAGAUGACGAUGAAGAAGUCAGAGUAACAUCUCAACAUAUCAAUAUGCAACCUGUUCAUCUCAUUUCAUCAGAGCAUCACACUGUUUGUAUCUGGUUUCACUUCCUGUUCUUCACAUUCUCCCGACAUUCUGUUAAACGCGGCGUAAUUACAACAACAUCCUCCAUUUUGGAAUAUUUCGGCUCCGUCCUAAAUUAACAUGUCGGAUUUUGACAAAUAUUGCAGCAGAUCUGAGGUCGGUAAAUCUGAGUUCUGAGGUGAAAUGGAACGCAGCGUUAACUUCGAGGUGACGGAGAAGAAGAAGAAGUCACGAUCUGAGUGAUAAUCUGUUCUUCAGACAGGAAGUGAAACGUGGAGUCGAAACACGUUUGUUCUGUAAAGAAUGUGACAGCAGCACUACGACGACUAAUCAUGAGAUAUUUGCCAAAUGAUGCUGUUUGGUGUAGUGAUUUACUGUGUUAGCGUUUAGAUUCUUUUCCUUUUUGUUUGCGUGCGGUUUUUGGGUACUAACUUUUCUCUGUACACGUUUUUCAAGAAUGAAUAGGACCAGUUUACCUGUAGAUUGAUAGUGAUGCAGGAUAUGUUUUCUAUUUUCAAGGGUUUUUUCUAUUUUUUCAAGUUUUGCUUGACGUCAGACGGAGAUAUUUCCUGUAGAAAUAACUUCUCUCUUUGACUUUCUGUAACAGAAGAGUUGAACAGUAGAUACGUCUGAGCUUCGCGUCUUCAAAACCGCUUGAAAAUUCUCCAGCAAACCAACGAUCAGGACUCGAAACGACCUCGUCAAUGAUCACCCGACCUUCUUUGUGCCAAGAGCAGCUUGGGACGUGACGGGCGUCAGAGUUAUCAUGAGGCUGUUUAGUGUUUUUCUACGAGCAGGAAAUGUUUUUUCUUUUGUUUUGUCCUGGAAAACUAAAUCCUGAUGCAUGUCGGGUGUGUGUCGUCUGAUGAGGACUCAAACAGAAUCACUCUUUUAAAACAAGUCUGAACAUUACAGAUACAGGAUCUCUAAAAUGUGUGAAAGUGCAAUCAAUGUACAGGACAGUGAUACUUGUUGUUGUCGGGUGAAUUCACUGUUUUGUGGACGUUGAGGUGUGAACUCCCCGACCGGACAAAGGACUUUGUGUAUUUCAGUAGCUCAUCUCCAUCAAGUAACAUCUACGAACCACAGCGACGGCGUCUUACCUCACGGUUGGUUCUGUUAAGUCAGACACACUGUUUCUAUUCUUUUUUCCUGAUGUAUGUUUUACUUUGCCGUUGUUUUUAUUCUAUUUUCCACUUAUUCUUUGACAAUAAAAAAAGCUUUUCUGCAUUUA